Messenger RNA from Scleropages formosus (Asian bonytongue), 7310 nucleotides. RefSeq names its product protocadherin 7b (gene pcdh7b). Gene Ontology annotation, biological process: homophilic cell-cell adhesion. Gene Ontology annotation, cellular component: plasma membrane. Lineage: Eukaryota; Metazoa; Chordata; Actinopteri; Osteoglossiformes; Osteoglossidae. Gene Ontology annotation, molecular function: calcium ion binding. The record is from RefSeq and is a predicted model, not a curated record. Bases 554 to 4267 code for a protein of 1237 amino acids. The transcript is spliced from 4 exons.
ACUGAGCGAUCAAGUUGAGCCCCUGGUUACGUGCGCCGGGGUGGGAGCGCGGAGGGGGUGGAGAGAGAACGAGAACGAGGGGACUGCAAUAUCAUUUGUGAAUCGCUCUCAGAGUGCCGCAGAUACGGGCUGAGAGCGCGUGCGGCGAGGGUUGCGGGGCUAGAGGAUGCGCGCCGCGUGGACGCGUUCGUCGCCGGACAUUCACUGAGACGCAUCUGCUCUGUGGGAAUUAUAGCACUUUUCCGUGGCCGCGCGUGUGUGCGUGCGUGUUUUAUAUUUGUUGCGUGUGCGUGUGUGCGCUGCGUGCGUGCGAGCGAGCGAGCGAGCGAGCGUGCGUGCGUGCGCGUGUGUUUUCCGCGUUCUCCACCUCUCCGCUCCCCGCGCUGCCAGGCGCGCGCUGCUCUGCGGCUUUGCGGUGUGCGCCCCGACCGGAGGUUGAGCGCAGCCCGGCUCGUGCACGGCUCGCUCCUGCGUGCUCCCGUCCGAAAGGUCCAGCGCCGUUGCACGCGAUUCGAAGCCCCGCGAGGAGCCGCCGAGCCGCGCGCGCACAGCCAUGAGGACCGCUGGUGCAGUGGACUAUCUCUGCUACUGUAUGCUCAUUUUGCGGCUGCUGACUCAGCCGGCUGCCAAGCAAGUGCUCCGAUACCGCCUGGCAGAGGAGGGUCCUGCCGACGUGCGCAUCGGAAACGUGGCCGCAGACCUCGGGAUCGUGGCCGGGUCCGGAGAGGUCACUUUCACCCUGGAGUCCGGCUCCGAUUACUUCAAAAUUGACAACAUUACAGGGGAGCUGAGCACCAACGAGCGGCGGAUAGACCGGGAGAAGCUACAGCAGUGCCAGAUGAUCUUUGAUGAGAACGAGUGCUUCAUAGAUUUCGAGGUGUCCGUGAUAGGACCGUCGCAGAGCUGGGUCGACCUCUUCGAAGGGAAAGUGAUCAUCUUAGACAUCAAUGACAACACCCCCUCCUUCCCUUCGCCCGUGCUCACUUUGUCGGUGGAGGAGAACAGACCCAUUGGCACCCUGUAUUUGCUUCCCACGGCCACCGACAGAGAUUUUGGCAGGAAUGGAAUAGAGCGCUACGAGCUGCUCCAGGACAGCGGGGAGGGUUCGGUCAGGCGGCUGGGUUCGAGUGCCGGCGGCCGCGCCGACGCUGGGGACGGCUAUUCGGGCAAGAGGAGGUUUGACGGCGAGGGAGCCGGCAGAAGCAGCGUCUUUGAACUUCAGGUAGCCGACACGACGGACGGGGAGAAGCAGCCGCAGCUAAUUAUUAAAGGGGCUCUGGACAGGGAGCAGCGGGACUCCUACGAGCUCACGCUACGGGUCAGAGAUGGCGGGGACCCCCCACGCUCCUCCCAGGCCAUCCUCCGGGUGAUGAUCACCGACGUCAAUGACAACAGCCCGCGCUUUGAGAAGAGCGUCUACGAGGCCGACCUGGCGGAGAACAGCUCGCCCGGAGCCCCCAUUCUGCAGCUGAAGGCCGCCGAUGCCGACGUCGGGGUCAACGGGCAGAUCGAGUACGUGUUUGGGGCAGCCACCGAGUCGGUGCGGCGGCUGCUGAGGCUGGACGAGGGUUCGGGCUGGUUGAGCGUUCUGCACCGCAUAGAUCGUGAGGAGGUCAGCCAGCUGCGCUUCACCGUCAUGGCCCGGGACCGCGGGCAGCCCCCAAAGACAGACAAGGCCACGGUGGUUCUCAACAUUAAGGACGAGAAUGACAAUGUGCCUGUCAUUGAUAUCAGGAAGAUUGGCAGGAUUUUUGUCAAAGAUGGCGUGGCAAAUGUGGCUGAGGAUGUGGUGGUGGACACUCCUGUGGCCCUGGUACAGGUGUGGGACCGGGACCAGGGGGAGAACGGCGUGGUGACGUGCACCGUGGUGGGCGAUGUGCCCUUUCAGUUGAAACCAGCCAACGAGGCCGAUCCCGAGCAGAACAGAAAGAAGUACCUCCUCCACACCUCUGCCCCGCUGGACUACGAGGCCACGCAGGAGUACAAUGUUGUCAUUGUGGCUGUGGAUUCUGGAAGCCCAAGCCUGUCCAGCAAUAACUCCCUGAUUGUGAAGGUGGGCGACACAAAUGACAACCCCCCCAUAUUCACCCAGAACGUAGUCGAGGUUUCUUUUCCGGAGAACAAUGCCCCCGGUGAGAAAGUGACAAAGGUUGUGGCCAUCGAUGCCGACAGUGGGAAAAACGCCCAGAUCUCCUAUUCCCUGGACCCGUCAGUAAACGGAAUAUUCUCCAUUGAUGCUGACAGCGGAGACAUCAGAGUCAACACGGUUCUGGACAGGGAACAGGCAGAGCGAUAUGAAUUUAAAGUUAUAGCCAAAGACAAGGGCAUCCCAGUCCUUAUGGGGUCCGCAACCGUUGUGGUCCUGGUGGCAGAUAAAAAUGACAAUGAGCCAAAAUUCAUGCAGGAUGUGUUUACCUUCUACGUGAAAGAAAACCUGCAGCCCAACAGCCCAGUGGGAAUGGUUACAGUGAUCGACGCGGACAAAGGGGAGAACGCUCAGAUGAGCCUCUACAUCGAGGAAGAGGAGGAUAUUUUUUCCAUCGAGAACAACACUGGGACGAUCUUCUCCACGGUGUCAUUCGACAGGGAGCAGAAGACGACGUACACGUUCCGGGUGAAGGCGGUAGACGGCGGCGAUCCGCCGCGCUCCGCUACUGCGACCGUGUCGCUCUCCAUCAUGGAUGACAACGACAACCCUCCUACGGUCACCUUCCCCAGCAAUGGCUCGUACACGUUGCUGCCACCCUCCAGCAACUCCAGGACGGUGGUGAGGACCGUGCUGGCCACCGAUACUGACACCGGCGUCAACGCUGAGCUGAACUUCAGCAUUGUGGGGGGAAAUCCGUUCAAGCUUUUCGAAAUCGAUGCUGCUAGCGGCGUCGUCUCGCUGGUGGGAAAGUUGGAACAGAAGCAUUACGGCCUGCACCGCCUGGUAGUCCAGGUGAAUGACAGCGGCCUGCCCUCGCAGAGCACCACCACCUUAGUUCACGUGUACGUCAACGAGACGGUGUCCAACUCCACCAUUGUAGAGGCCCAGGUGGCGAGAAGCUUAGGCACACCCCUCUCCGUCGACAUCGCCGGUGACCCCAACUACGACCUGGGCAAGCAGAGGCUGAGCAUUGCCAUCGGCGUGGUGUCGGGUGUCAUGACGGUGAUCUUGAUCAUCCUGGUGGUGGUCAUGGCCAGAUACUGCCGGCCCAAGAAUAAGAACGGCUACGAGGCCGGGAAAAAAGAUCACGAGGACUUCUUCACGCCGCAGCAGCACGACAAGGGCAAGAAGCCCAAGAAGGAUAGAAAAGGAAAGAAGUCCAAGCAGCCGCUGUACAGCAGCAUCGUCACCGUGGAGGCGUCCAAGCCCAACGGGCAGCGGUACGACGGUGUGAACGAGAAGCUCUCAGAUAGCCCGGGCAUGGGCCGCUACCGCUCUGUCAACGGUGGGCCUGGCAGCCCCGACCUGGCCAGGCACUAUAAGUCCAGCUCGCCACUGCCCACCGUUCAGCUGCACCCCCAGUCGCCGACAGCGGGCAAAAAGCACCAGGCUGUGCAGGACCUGCCACCGGCCAACACCUUCGUGGGAACCGGAGAUAACAUAUCUCUUGGAUCUGACCACUGCUCCGAGUACAGCUGUCAGACCACGAGCAAGUACAACAAGCAGCCGUUCCGCCGGGUGACCUUCUCUGUGGUGAGCCAGCCCCAGGACCCCCACCAGGGAUCCCUGCAGAGUUGCUACGACAGUGGCCUGGAGGAGUCUGAGACGCCCAGCAGCAAGAGCUCGUCCGGCCCCCGGCUGGGCGCCCUGCCCCUGCCCGAGGACAACUACGAGAGGACCACUCCGGAUGGCAGUGUCGGUGAGGCAGAGCAUAUGGAAAAUGACUCCAGGCCGCUGCCCGACGUAGCCAUGACCGGCAAGUGCACCCGAGAAUGCGACGAGUACGGCCACUCCGACUCCUGCUGGAUGCCCGUGCGCACGUCGCCCGAGCGGCGGCAAAAGAGCAGUCAGCCAAAGCUAUCCACCUUCGUGCCUGGCGGUGCCGAGCGUGGUAGCCAGGAGACCCUCGCCAACGGGGACCCCCCACACCUGGUGGGCGACCGCAACCGCAAUCUGCUCAACAAGAAGGUGUCCUCAUCGUCCUAUGAGGCCUUCGGCACGGCCAGCUUCGGGAAGAACGAGGACGCCUCCCGCCCGGAGGACAUUCCGUUGGCCCAGACCGGAGAGUACAAGCCCUCCUCAUGCGGGACCCUCACCCGAAGGGAGGUCUACCUGUGAGAGCGAGUGGUCCCUUUGACCUGACCGGGCUCAAAAGAACGCUGUUCGGGAAAAAGCUGACAAACCUGGUGGAUACAAGUACCAUAAUAAGAAAAAGAAGUACAAAUCAAACCUGCGACUUGUAGGAGGUGGACGAGGUGGACGAGGUGGAGGAGGUGCAGGAGGUGGAGGAGGGGAGGCCGUUGAUAAAUCUCAAAGCUUGACAUUCGGUACGGCUGCUGGCAAGUUGGGCUCUGGGACAUCUGGCUGCCUGAUUAUCACAUUGUACAAUGUAGAAUCCAUUUUCAUAACUUGCAUGCAUAAUCUCCCCUUAAAGACUGUACAGUAUAAACGGAGUUUGUUAACUAGUCUAAAGGACGCUCGGAACAGCGGCGGGGGGUGCGGCGCCGCGUAUCAAUGCGACUGGAGCCGGCGAGGACGCGGUGCCCGGCGGCAUCUUUCCGUCGGAUUGCUGCGGACAGUUUGGUAUGCAAAUUAAGCCGUGUUCCGCGAUCUGAUUGGAAGGAGGGUGAAGAUGAGAAGCCUUGCGAAUUGCAACAAGAAAAGUAGCAUGACAUCGUCACACACGCGAUCAUCCAGUGAUCAUCCACUACGAACAUUCGCAAAGACUGAGCUUUAACGUCCUGCUGUGGGAACCAGACAAUGGCCACCAUGUUUUGCACCUUGUCGCUUACACACAGCUGUAAUAGCGGAUUUGAACAUUUUGGUGGAAUUCACGAAUCAUCAUUUCUCAUGUUCAGACGAUGAUUCUGAAUAUAGGCAUACGUGUGUCUGUGUAUGUGUGUGUGUGUGUGUGUGUGUGUGUGUGUGUGUGUGUGUCACACAAGCAGGCAUUACCCAACUGUGUCGUACAAUAAGGACCGCAUGCGGUUCAACCGAACCAUUUCUGCAUCACACACUCAUUGACGCACAGAGCUCAGGCUUGUCUAAGGAGGCCGCGUCGGUCUGCGUCUCUGGUCGUUGCAUGAAAGAUGUCGAGAAGAUGUUUGCUGCCAUCGAAGGGGGAUCCUUUCGCUCAUCCGAUGAAUCUCCCAUCGCAAUACAGCAGAUCCGUAUGCUUAUAAUUGUGUGGAAAAAGACCCUUUCGUUCAGCAGAGUCCAGGCGGUGAGGACGAGCAUCUGCUUAUCCGUCCGUUCAUCGUGCGCGUACGUCCGUCUGUACGCUUGUGUGUAUGUAUGUGUGCGUGUGCAAGAGUGACCGAGCAAUAAACACGCACGCGCACGUCCAUACAUGUCAGUGUCAUUGCGGCUGUCGCAUUCCUUACUGCAUACACAUCUACGCGCGAGAAUGUAGUACAGCUCAACGGAGUCAAAGAAUCGAAACCUCUGUUGGGUGGGAGUCACACAGCAGGCAUAUAGGAAAAUCAAAAAAAAAAUGCAUUUCACAUAAAGUCAAGUCGGCAUCAUAGACAAACCAAAGUAUUGGAAAUAACAAACUGGCAUGAAGAUAUGAAAAAAAAAAAAAAAAAAAAAAAAAACAACAAAGUUUCUCUGAUAAGACUUAGGACAAAAACAAAUAGCUUUGGUAGUAUGUUGCUUUAAAUACAUGCGUAUGUGUAACUGUAUAGUCCAAGUAUAGGUUGAUUAAACAGUGGGGACGUCCGUUCAGUUCGAGACUCACCUAAGUGACCCCGACGUGUUGUGCCCACCUUUUUUUUGUGUGUCCCCCCCAACCAACCAACCAACCCACCCACCCACCCCCUACUGAGGGUCUGCUACGAAAUGCAGACGUUUUAUAAAGGUAACCGGGCGCAAGAUCGGGGAGAAACAAUGGAAAAAUAAUCUCAGAUGCAAUGGAACAUUUUUGUAUGUUAGAUAAUCCUUUGUUGAAGAACUGCUUUUUUGCAGUUCACCAUUCUGUAGUCUGUAAGUACUACUUGUUGUCAAGAGAAGUGCUUCUAUGCUUAAAAUUGUAUACAUGAAUAUGUACUUUUUAUUGCACGUUUAAAGGGAAUUUACUUCACUUACUGCGAAGGACAAAAAAUAAAAUGUUUUAAAAAAUAAUAUCCUGUAAACAUGGAGGUCCAUCUUGUUGCUUGCUUUUGUUAUAUCUAAACAUUAGCCAUGUAGUAUAACUUAGUAUCUCAGUUUGAAGAGGAUGAAAUAUACCUGGGGUGUGUCGAAUCACUAGUGUGAUCAUGUUUCUUUUAUUUAUUAUUAUUAUUAUUAUUAUUAUUAUUAUUUCAGUUUCUUUCUUUCUUUCUCUCUUUCUUUUCUUUAGGCCACAUUAACGUCCCCUUCAUGUUUCUCUUUCUGAAAAAAAAGCCCAUUGCAGUUAUGGAAACAAUGUGCAGAGAAAUUACCUUAGAUGUGGGAGUAUAAUUUUCUUAAUACAUUGAAAGAAGUUGCAACUUUAUACCGGCAUGGCAUUUAACGAAGUUUGUUUUUAAUACGUAAUGAUGAUAAUGAUGGUCGUAAAAUUGAUCGUCGUUAUUACUGUAUUUUUUUUCUUCUGGUGCCACUUUGUAUAUUUAGAGUGCUUCUGUACAAAUAUAGAGUGAAUGCAACAUAAGCAAUUGUGCCUUUUUAUACCGACUGGUAUGAUUCAUUGUGGGUUGGACAUGGCAAACAACAAAUAAUACCUGGAUGCUUGGUCAAACAAGGAAAGGUGUCCUAAAUGUAAAUUACAUUUUCUCUUGGUUCCGCUCUGGAUAGACGACCCCGAAUUUUGGUUUUCCAACAAUUAUAGUGGGGAAAUAUGCCUGCGGGCGCCGGUGGGCAGGAGGUCGGAGCGAGGAGCGCUUAGGAAAACAACCCCUCUCAAAUAAGGCUGUACAACGAAGAUUUAAAUGACCCGAUGACUCCUUUGAACUAAAUGGCAGCACCGGUUUCUGAGGUGUUUGUGAAGCCCGGAGUGUGCGGUCUGUCCAAAUUUACCCCAUUUCACUACUGAAUUCCAGGACAGGAGUAUCAUAGAAAUGCUCAUUUGGACAGUUAAAGGGUUAAUGGGGAAAAAAGCUCAGUGGAGUAAAACUGGCUGAAUGCACACAUCAGGAAAGUAAAACAGACCCCUUCGGCAUUCCCACCACAAUAAUAAUAAUAA